Messenger RNA from Girardinichthys multiradiatus, 2361 nucleotides. RefSeq lists its product as uncharacterized. The transcript is spliced from 11 exons. The coding region runs from base 43 to 1458 and encodes 471 amino acids. NCBI's taxonomy places the organism in Eukaryota, Metazoa, Chordata, Actinopteri, Cyprinodontiformes, Goodeidae. The record is from RefSeq and is a predicted model, not a curated record.
GGUAACUCUCAGUCUUUGUCUGGAAGCCUUGACUUUGCCACCAUGUUGCUGUCUGUGCUGAUGCUGCUGCUGGUGGUUAGUGGUGCACAAACUGCUUAUUAUGGAAUUGUCUAUACCUACUCUGCUGGAGACAUUCAGCAAGAUGCAUUGCCAACACUGAAUUCUUUUAAGCUGAGCUUCAGCUCAUGUGAAGAGCUCGACUCAUGGCUUUGUGAAGGAAACUGUAGUGUGCUGGACCUUUACGUAAUUGAUGAAAGCAGAGGCGAAUGGUGUCAGAAAGAGUACAUUGUGAAUAUUCCUGAUACAGUCCUGACUAUACUUGAUGCUGCAGCUGAUUAUCUUCUACUUUCUGCAAACUGGACAGAAAACAGAAAUGGGAUUGUAUCAAUUGCAACAGCACCGCUUAUUGACUUGAGAAACCGGUCUGAUAUCAACAAACCCAACUCAUCACCACAGACCACCAUCCUCCCUCUACUGAGAGUUCCUUCAAACUGUCAAAGAAACAUCAACUUGUUGGUUUCUGACCCUAACGGAGAUAACAUUAGAUGCAGAUAUGCAGCUAGUCCAGAGUGUGAAACCUGCACACCACCGUCUGUCCUCAGCGUCUCACCAUCUUGUAUUCUGUCAUUCAGUCCCACCAACAGCACCGAUGAAGGUCCGUAUGCAGUGCAGCUGGUGAUAGAGGACUUUCCAAGACAGAUCAUCACUUUGACUAAUAGCAGUGGUUCACAGGAGGUGAAAACUUCCAGCGAUGUCCUCAGCAAGAUCCCUGUCCAGUUUGUUUUUGGAGUGGAUCCUGCAGCACCGUCCUGCACAGAAGGUCUGUAUCUGCCCAGGUUCCUGCCUCCAACUCCUGAGAACGGAGCUCAGAUCAGCUCCAAUGUUAACCAGAUUCUGGAAAUCAGCAUCAGCGCAGAGGCAACCCAGGCUGUGAUCACUGAGCUCCUGUUCAGCGGGCCACGCAAUGUAGCCAAGAGUUCAUCAGGAUCAGGAAACUUCACCCUGACAUGGACACCAUCUGCCGGUGAUGAAGGACUGAGCCACACCUUCUGCUUUGUUGUCCAAGCAAAUUUCUCCAGCUCUGUGUACCAGUCUGACCUUCGGUGCGUCCUUGUGACGAUUCUGGGCAGCCCAACAACCACUCCUGUGACUACACCUGUACAGUCAACAAUUACAACAUUUGCACCAUCCUCCACUACUACACCUGCACAGACAACAACUACAACAUUCCCACCACUCUUUACACCUUCAUUAAAUGCGUCUACUCUCAUACCGGCCCCAAGACCAUAUUAUGUUUUGGCUCUGAAUGCAAAGAUCUCCACUACACUAUCACUGGAGAAUGAUGCUGGAACCAUCACCACACUGAUCAAACGUGAGAUGAUAAAGUAUGGGGUUCCAUCAGAUAUAAUUAUAGAGCUGCGAAGCAAUGGUAAAGUGCUAGUUACAGUCUCUCCCUAGUGGCUAAAUAUGAGAAUGAAUCUCAUCCUUGCUGGGAAAUCUGUCUUGAUAUAUAAUGUUUUUAUUUAAUCUCUCAUCUGGUUUAUGGGUUUACACUUAUUUUAAUUAAUGAUGAUAAAAAAAUGUUUUACUCUUGUGUUUAAUGUGAUAAAAUAGUGUAAAGUCAGAAUACUUUAAUGCAAAUAAUUUCCAAUUGUUUAUCAAUUAAUCAAACUGAAUAAAACGAUUUCAUACCACCCUCCGUUGGCCUUAUAUUAUCAAGUCUUUUAAGUGACAGUUUUUGGAUAAAACAUUGGCAGGUUGUUGCCAGAAGAAUUUAUUGAUAUAGCCCGAGGUCUUUCAUGUAAUUUAGGUUUCUCCAUGUAAUUCAAUAAUCACUUCAAGAUAAUAAAAUCAAGGUUUUUUGCAUUCUUUGUAAUUAUAUUAAAUAUUCAUUGUUUUUCUUUACACUGGGUGUGGUUUUGAUGACAUUUCCUGCAGGUUUUAGCUUUUUGUUUGGUUAAAACAAAUAAAUUGCUAAUGCAGAUGCAGGCUCUCAUAGUGAAAAUGUUUUAGAGCUAAAGAGCCAGAAGAUCUGGUACAAUGCAACUUUCACCUAUGCUCAUAAAAAACAUAUCCUGAAUACAAACAUCUAAAAUUGACUUCUUCUGUUUUGUGGCUGGGCUUUGCCUUAGAGAUAUGGAGCAGAACAUGCGGAGUUCUGUCAUCUGUGUAGAGGUUGGAGGUUCAUGCAUUUGAUUAGCAUGCCUCUUGUGUGCUUUCUAGAACCAGAACAGUAACUGUCAGGAUAGAAGUAGAGAACAUGUGCAUUCACGGGUAUUUUGUUUGGUCUGUGAAACUCCUCCAUCUGUAUUCCUCAGUCUGUACUCUGCUUGUACAAUAAAGAUUAUGACCAAAACCUUA